Raphanus sativus (radish) is the source of this 1301-nucleotide messenger RNA. Its product is annotated as peroxidase 30. Gene Ontology annotation, biological process: hydrogen peroxide catabolic process; response to oxidative stress. The coding region runs from base 92 to 1093 and encodes 333 amino acids. The record is from RefSeq and is a predicted model, not a curated record. Gene Ontology annotation, molecular function: peroxidase activity; heme binding. Gene Ontology annotation, cellular component: plasmodesma; plant-type cell wall. The transcript is spliced from 4 exons. Lineage: Eukaryota; Viridiplantae; Streptophyta; Magnoliopsida; Brassicales; Brassicaceae.
UCCUAUUAUAAAUAGACCUUCCAUUUUUGCUCUAUAUCUUGUCUCUACCUCAGUGACACAAACCCAAAGAGUAUUGAGAAAAACAAGAUCGAUGAACUCAACAAAGACGAUGAAGCUAUUAAAUGUCAUGGCUGCCUUUGCAGGGAUGGUUCUUGUGGGAAUGGUUGUGUCAUCAGAUGCUCAGCUUCAAAUGAAUUUCUACGCCAAAAGCUGUCCAAAAGCAGAGAAAAUAAUUUCGGAUCACAUUGAAAAGCAUAUCCAUAGUGGUCCUUCUUCUCUUGCAGCUCCUCUCAUCAGAAUGCACUUCCAUGAUUGCUUCGUCAGGGGAUGUGAUGGAUCAGUGUUGAUAAAUUCAACAUCUGGGAACGCAGAGAAAGAUGCACCACCAAAUCUAACACUUAGAGGAUUCGGUUUCGUAGAGAGAAUAAAGACUAUUCUUGAAGCAGAGUGUCCUAAGACUGUAUCCUGCGCUGAUAUCAUCGCUUUGACCGCUAGAGACGCAGUUGUUGCCACCGGAGGUCCUUGGUGGAGUGUUCCGACCGGAAGAAGAGACGGUAGGAUCUCAAAUUUGACCGAGGCUACGAACAACAUUCCCCCGCCAACUAGUAACUUCACCACGUUACAACGACUUUUCGGUAACCAAGGCCUUAGUCUCAAAGACCUUGUCCUACUCUCCGGGGCUCACACUAUUGGUGUCUCGCAUUGUUCUUCCAUGAAUACUCGUCUCUACAACUUCUCGACGACGGUCAAACAAGAUCCAGCUCUGGACAGCGCGUACGCAGCGAACCUAAAGGCCAACAAAUGCAAGAGCCUCAACGACAACACCACCAUCAUCGAGAUGGAUCCAGGUAGCCGUAAAAGCUUUGAUCUCAGUUACUACAGGCUUGUCCUGAAGAGGAGAGGUCUCUUUCAGUCUGAUUCUGCUUUGACCACGAACUCAGCCACGUUAAAGAUGAUCAACGACUUGGUCAACGGUUCUGAAGAGAAGUUUUACAAGGCUUUCGCUAAGUCAAUGGAGAAGAUGGGGACAGUUAAAGUGAAGACGGGCUCAGCCGGUGUGAUCAGGACAGUUUGUUCUGUUGCCGGAAGUUAACUAGCCUUGUCGGAAAGCGGUUUUAUGUUCUGUUUUACAAAUUGUUCAUUGUUGUUAUAUUUUGACUCUUGAGUGUAAAAGUGUUGUUUUUUUUUUUUGAGAAAAAGUGUUGUUAAUUUGAUUUCAAUGUUUGAUUUGGGUUUAUGGCAUGCACCCAAAAAAAAUUUCUGUUUGUGGUUCAAUUAAAAUGAAAUUUUUAAUAAAUAUC